This is a messenger RNA of Gilbertella persicaria, 419 nucleotides long. RefSeq lists its product as uncharacterized. The transcript is spliced from 5 exons. Lineage: Eukaryota; Fungi; Mucoromycota; Mucoromycetes; Mucorales; Choanephoraceae. The record is from RefSeq and is a predicted model, not a curated record. Bases 20 to 376 code for a protein of 118 amino acids. Gene Ontology annotation, molecular function: calcium ion binding.
UUUUUUUUCUGUAUCAAAGAUGGAUGUCUAUAGUUUAUUUGUAGAUGAAGAGACAGGGGACUUAAAACCAAAAGUUGACAAGAUCCUAAAAGACAUUUUUGAAAACUUUGAUAAAGAUAAAGAUGGUAAAUGGAAUCGAAAAGAAAUUCAAGAUUUUGCCACUGCUACCAAUGGUCGACCUUUUGAGGAUUCAGUGAUAGAGGAAAUCAUCGAUUCAUUUGAAGUUGAUGAACAAAAUAACUUGUUGUUUACUGGAUUCUAUCAAAUGUACUAUAUGCAAACUGUGAGUGAACCUGAAGAGACGUUAAAGGAUUUUAAGAAGCAUGGCUAUGAUGACAAUCUAGACUUGGUUUCUUCUCGUACAGAAGAAAAGUAAUCGGUUGCACCAUGACAAAUAAAUAAAUACGCCAUUUUUAAAU